Messenger RNA from Pseudophryne corroboree (corroboree frog), 21709 nucleotides. RefSeq names its product Bcl2 modifying factor (gene BMF). Gene Ontology annotation, biological process: positive regulation of apoptotic process; apoptotic process; negative regulation of autophagy. Lineage: Eukaryota; Metazoa; Chordata; Amphibia; Anura; Myobatrachidae. The record is from RefSeq and is a predicted model, not a curated record. Gene Ontology annotation, cellular component: myosin complex. Bases 165 to 809 code for a protein of 214 amino acids. The transcript is spliced from 4 exons.
AGGCAGAAGUGACUAGUAUCCAGGACACACAGUGCAGGGGGAGAUGUGGUGAUGUGAAGCAGAGACUGCUGCUCCUCCUGCUAACAGCAAUCGGUCCCUCCCCAGCAGCAGCAGCAGCAGCAGAAGCAGAGACCUCUCUCCUCACUCUCACUACAGGCAGCUCAAUGAGCGCAAAUCACAGCAGCUACCGGCAGGAGCUCUGCAACACUGCAGGUGAGGAGCUGCUCAGCUCUCGCUGCCUCCACUCUCUCUCUCACAAGAUGGAGCAGGAGAUAUUUCUGAGCUCCGAUGAAUUGGACGAUGAUGUGUUUUAUCCAAAUGACUUUGGGUUCCCUGGUCAGUCGAUGACUCCAAUAACCAUGUACACACAGAGUCCGUCUUACAAUUGUCUCCUUGGCCGGUUCCAGCUGUUUCCCCUCUCACAUUGCUGUGGACCAGGAUGCAGGACCACUGACUGCAAGGACAAGUCCACUCAGACCUUAGAGCCAUCAUCUGUUAAUCGUGAUAUCAUGUUACCAUGUGGGGUCCCAGAAUCCCCCCAGAGACUUUUCUAUGGACAUGCAGGGUACCUCUUACACCAACCUGCAGAUACAGCUCUGCGAUUUGGGGAAGAGACGGAACAUCAGAGGCAGGAGCAGAGUGCAGAGAGGCGGAUUGCGCGGAAGUUACAGUGCAUUGGGGAUCAGUUCCACAGGCAUCACUUACAGAGGGUUCAACACAACCGAAAUCAAAUUUGGUUCCAGAUCCUGAUCUUCUUCCGGAACUUGGUGGUACAUCGUAACAGGGCCAGGGGUGAUGUUCAGAGGUGAAAAUCAUCCAUGACAUAAGAUCAAUUCUACUAUUGAAUCACUGGAUGAUCCUGCAGCCUGUUGCAGAGGAGGUUGCACAGACAGUCACAUACAAAUCUUUCUGUAAGCGGAUGUUCCAGCAUCGUCAGGGAGUACUGGUCAAACACUGUUGAGAAAGCCACUUGAGUUUAUGUCUGCAGAUAUAACCAGUAUAAUGUAGCUUUGUGGGUAACUGAACACACCGGACACAUUUAAUGUUUCUGUAUGAGUGCCUUAACCACAACAAAAAUCUUAUGCAGAGGAGAUUUCCGUUUCUGCAACUGGUACAGGUCCGAAUAACAGAACAAGGUUGAGUAUCUCCAAAUAUAAAUACAUGAUCACCGUCAUUUGUUAAAUAGGUGCAUUGGGGGUCAUUCCGAGUUGUUCGCUCGGUAAAUUUCUUCGCAUCGCAGCGAUUUUCCGCUUAGUGCGCAUGCGCAAUGUUCGCACUGCGACUGCGCAAAGUAAAUUUGCUAUGCAGUUAGGAAUUUUACUCACGGCUUUUUCAUCGUUCUGGUGAUCAUAAUGUGAUUGACAGGAAGUGGGUGUUUCUGGGCGGAAACUGGCCGUUUUAUGGGUGUGUGUGAAAAAACGCUACCGUUUCUGGGAAAAACGCGGGAGUGGCUGGAGAAACGGAGGAGUGUCUGGGCGAACGCUGGGUGUGUUUGUGACGUCAAACCAGGAACGACAAGCACUGAACUGAUCGCAGAUGCCGAGUAAGUCUGGAGCUACUCAGAAACUGCUAAGAGAGGUCUAAUCGCAAUAUUGCGAAUACGUCGUUCGCAAUUUUAAGAAGCUAAGAUUCACUCCCAGUAGGCGGCGACUUAGCGUGAGCAAAUCUGCUAAAAACAGCUUGCGAGCGAACAACUCGGAAUGAGGGCCAUUUUUUUUAAAUUCAAUAAAAUAGGUGCAUUAUUACAAUGUAAAAUGUGUGGGUAACAGAAAAUGUAAAUAAUAGAGCAAUUAUCAGAUGUGUGACAAUUUCAUAAGAAAAUUAAAAUGCAUGAUAUAGAAGUCUAUAUAUGUGUCUAUACACAGUUAUAUAAUAUUUUCAUAUACAGAAAUACUUUCUAGAUUAGCAAAGUAAAUAAGUUUUGCGAUACUGACGUUUUAUGGAGACAGUUCUGUGUUUUCUUUAUUGCCAUAGACUGUUUCAAAUAUGACAAACGUACUCCCAUUUCCAAGAGUAGCUCCGUUCAAACCCUUUUUGGUUCCUAAUGUACAGAAACCAAAAAAAAAAGAAUAAUAAUAUCCAGACAAUUAAAAAUAGCACUACUGUAUAAUACAAGUAGACUGUAAAAUCUGUCAGUUGUCAUUUGAUUUUUGAAUGAAGCUUCUCCCAUCAAUGAGAUUACUCUGUUCUAUAGAUAGAGAUCAUAAUAUACAUUUACUGUAUCAUAAAAGGCGAAAUAGCUUAUUACACAUUUUCAGGUGAACACAUGGUUCAAAAGUUUAUAGUGUUCCACGUGAUAUUGUUCUGUUUAUGAUGUAAUUGGAGAGGGGGCUAUCACAUAGUUUAUACACUAGACCUAUUCAUUUACACUUGUUAUAUGACAGCCGCUGAUAUAUAUCACCAUCUGCUAGUUUAUAGUUUAAAGCCCUUUGUAUGUUGCCACGGUGCCACCUGUUACUUGUAAUCACUGAGAAAAAUCUCCAUUGUUUUAACCACUUCACAGAUGUUUUCAGCACAGGUAAAUUCAGCUGAUCUGUACAGAACAAAUGUGACCUAUUUACAGCCUGAUUCAGAGUCAGCUGACGGCUGUGGCAGCUAGAUUUACUACCUUACGCUAAAGCCAGUAUCCAUACGGCUUCAUAUAUUCACAUCGCGCCUCCCCGCUAUAACUGUUCACAGAUGCAGCCGUAAUCAAUAGUAUUGGCACUGAAACCUACCCCUUGCUUGGUUUAAAACAGAAACAGGUGUCGGAACAGCCUAAUAGCCCUGGACACUGGUUACAACUUGCAUGAUGUUCACACAAAACUCGCAUGGAGUGAAUCUCUUGGGUGCCUUCACAAGGUAGAACCAUCCGUGCACCGAAAAUCGGUCACAUUGCGUAUACAAGGGGCGGUGUAUGUGCAGUUUGCUCGAAAACAUUAGAUGCAUCCACUUGUAGACUUGGGUGGGACGCAGGUCCUUAAUGUUUCCGUGAGAGCUACUUCUGGGAUUUACAUAACCAAAACAAAAAUCUAUUAUAUCAGCUGGGACAGGCCAGAAGAACAGAAAUGAGUAGUUGUCUCCAAAUAUAAAUACAUGAUAUCCUUUAUUUUUGAAAUACUGUAGGUGCAUUGCUUUGACAAUAAAAAAAGGAACAUGAUGACUUCAUGUCCAGACAUUAGCAAACACAUAAGAGUAAUGCAUCAGUCUGUCAUUGUAAGUGUGUUCUUGCACUUAGCAGUAUGUAUAUACAGUAUUGCUAUGACCUAAAGUACCGUUUUACUAGUGUAAAAUAUUCAAAGGUCGUUCAAGAUAAACUCUAGGAACUACAUAUUCCAGUAUGUGUUAAUGCUACACAUCUCCCAGAUGUCCAUUUAGUCCUUUGCACUUCCUAAUAUACCAUUAAAAACCCUUAAAUCGUUCCAUGUCGCUAGUAAAACUUAAAUCCAUGGAUCAACAUUAGACACAAAGGAGCAGUCCAGCAGAAAAGAGUGGUUGGCUAGGAUGAACACUGGUCAUUGCUUGUGAUAUAAUAUGUACUCUAACUUUGUAACAUCUAUAGCCUAUGUAAAUGUGAUAAAUAAUGUGGCUGAAACUGUCAUAGACUAUGAUUCAGUCUGGUCAUACAUUAUUGCAUCCCCUGUUUUGGUGGUUUUCCACAUAGUUCUCACCAUGUGAAUCUCCCAGACUAUCACCAGCCAUUGUUCUGCAAACGAUUUGCUCAUGCUGGUUACAUAACUGUGGUGGCUAUUGUCCAUCCAGACUGGAUGAUACGCUUACAGUCGGCAAGCUUAAGCUUGGGGUGCAUGUUUGCUUGCAUUCUUACUAGUGUUAAAAGCUGUUAAAGCCAUAACAGUGGGUACCUGGCAUUAUAGUCACACUGUAGGUAAGGACACAACAAUGAGAAGCAUAAAUCAUAAUGUAUUCUCUCUUCUUUAAACCAUGUAAACAUUUUUGCAAAACUAAUCUUAGUUUAUUGACUCUCUGUUUUUGUUGACAGAUUGCGAUACGGACUCCCUGUGUCCUCUAGAAGGCAAUUCAAAUUACUUUUAUAUAUCUCAAAUAUCAUCACAAAAUACUCUACUUCCUACAAUCUGUAGAGCUACAUCUGACCUGUAUCUUACCUCAUCUCCGGUAACCACCUGUCACUCCAAACUAAAUUACUUUUCCUGUGCCGCCACCCACAUAUGGAAUUCCCUAUAGUGCUGCUCAAGAAGUAUCUCCCUCAUCCAUCAAAUUUCGAAACACUUCUUGAAACACAUCUCUACAGUGUGUUAGAUCGCAAGGUCCAUACACAUUCGGCGAUCCGCCGAUGAGCUGCCCGAUAGGCAGAUACGGCCGACGGGUUACCCGGCGGCGCGGGGGAGGUGACGGGGGGAGUGAAGUUUCUUCACUCCCCCCGUCACCUGGCUCCAUAGCAGUGUAUGCUAAUAUGGACGAGAUUGCACCUACCCUACUCCCAUGUAUACUACCCACACUAGUGCACCCUCACACUUGCCCUACUCCCACCUAUACUUCCCACACUAGUGCACCCUCACAUCUACCCUACUCCCAUCUAUACAACUCACACAAGUGAACCCUCAAGCCUUCCUCUUCUCCCACAUAUAUUACCCACAAUAGUACACCCGCACACCUACCCUACACCCACCUAUACCACCCAUACUGGUGCACCCUCCACCUACAAUGCUCCCACCUUUACUACCUACACUAGGGCACCCUCACACCUACCCUAGUCCCACGUAUACUACUCACACUAGUACACCCCUCAAGCCUCCCCUAUUCCCACCUAUACUACAUACACUAGUGCACCCUCACACCUACCCUACGCUUUCCUAUACUACUCACACUCUCACAGCUGUUUCUCUGGUCUUGUUACAGCAAUGUCCGUCUCCAACUAUAUUGUUAUCUAGUUAAUAAAAUCUUUGCUGUUGUUGAAAAAGAAGAUGGCCAGUGACACUUGAUGUGCUAGGGUGAAAUACUGCUAACUGCACAAGAACAGUUUCAGUCAUGAAUGGUUUUAUUUGUGACUAGUUGUCUUUGAUAUCAGUAGUGAGAUAUAAUUACUUUUAUAUGUAAUAGUAGUAUUGGAAUUUGGACAGUUUCUGACUUGUACGCAUUGCACACAUUUAAUAAAAAUGAUCUGUAAAGUACAGUGAUGUACAGGUUGAGUAUCCCAUAUCCAAAUAUUCCGAAAUAUGCAAUAUUCCGAAAUACGGAAUUUUUUGAGUAAGAGUGAGAUCGUGAAACCUUUGUUUUCUGAUGGCUCAUUGUACACAAACUUUGUAUAAUACAGGUUGAGUAUCCCAUAUCCAAAUAUCCGAAAUACGGAAUAUUCCGAAAUACGGACUUUUUUGAGCGAGAGUGAGAUAGUGAAACUUUUGUUUUCUGAUGGCUCAAUGUACACAAACUUUGUUUAAUACACACAGUUAUUAAAAAUAUUGUAUUAAAUGACCUUCAGACUGUGUAUAUAAGGUGUAUAUGAAACAUAAAUGAAUUGUGUGAAUGUACACACACUUUGUUUAAUGCACAAAGUUAUAAAAAAUAUUGGCUAAAAUUACCUUCAGGCUGUGUGUAUAAGGUGUAUAUGAAACAUAAAUACAUUCUGUGCUUAGAUUUAGGUCCCAUUGCCAUGAUAUCUCAUUGUGGUAUGCAAUUAUUCCAAAAUACGGAAAAAUCCCAUAUCCAAAAUACCUCUGGUCCCAAGCAUUUUGGAUAAGGGAUACUCAACCUGUACACAAAGUUAUUAAAAAUACUGUAUUAAAUGACUUUCAGGCUGUGUGUAUAAGGUGUAUAUGAAACAUAAAUGAAUUGUGUGCUUAGACUUAGGUCCCAUUGCCAUGAUAUCUCAUUAUGGUAUGCAAUUAUUCCAAAAUACGGAAAAAUCCAAUAUCCAAAAUACGUCUGCUCCCAAGCAUUAUGAAAAAAGGAUACUCAAUCUGUAAUAUUAUUCUCCCUAUAUAUCACUCCCCCACCUCACAGUUAUAAGUCAGUAUAAGGUAGCCAUAAUUCACUUUCGAGGUACAAUGCUAUAACGUACAGUGUACUUUUAACGGGUGUAGUACUGCUGACCGGCGGUCAGCUUACCGACGCAGGGAUCCCGGCAGCAUACCGUGCGUCGCCACGGGUUCUAUUCCCACUCUAUGGGUGUCGUGGACACCCACGAGUGGGUUCUAUUCCCACUCUAUGGGUGUCGUGGACACCCACGAGUGGAAAUAGUCCCUGUUGGUCGGCAUGCCGACCAUCGGGAUAGUGAGCCAUCGGGCUGGUGGAGGAAGUCAUGUGACUGUCGGUCAGCUGACCGGCGGUCACAUGAAUACCACCCCUUUUAACAGGUGAGCAUUGUAAUUGGCAUUUUUAUUCCAUGUGUUUUCUAACAUCAGACUCCUUCUGAAACUAGAUAUAACAGUUAGUGAGGGGAACCCAGCAACUGUUGCACUGUUUAUGAUGACUGCAGAUAGAGAAAUAUUCAGUCACAUGAAGCUGUAUGCGGGGACAUGAUAAGUUUAGCAGUGGGCCGUUGACUUAUCUUUAAUGAACGUAUAUCUCUGUAAACAUGUAUAAAAGUUACUUUUCUGCUGGGUGAUAAUAGUUUUGAGGCUUAGCGGGCCUGUGGUUAUUGUGUUUGUGGAUAGAUGAAUAUGUAUAUAAGAAUGGCAAUGUGUACUUUAGUGAUAACUAAGUAGGCAUAGGCCAUGCUUAAGUGUACAUAUGUGAUUAAAGAUGAAUAAUUGGCAAGGUCUGGCUAGCCAGUACAAUUACCAGAGGAUCAGGGGUGUAACUAGAAAUUUUGCAGUGCUCCCACACCUUUCUAGGUAGGGACACCAGAGAUUCCCUACCCACUGUAAUACCUCAGGAGCCACAGAAUGCUGCCCAGCAUACAAACAUCAUGGUCAUUAUCAUCGCAGAAGGUUUCCCAAGCAGCACAGGAGCAACUACACAGGUCCUGGUAACUGGGGAACCCUAAGGGGCACUGUCAGCCGCCGGUUCCCAUAACAGAUGCUAACCUUGUAGUUAUAGCCUUGCAGAGGCUGCAAAUUAUAGUGUCUGCUGAUAUUAGUCAUUAGCCAUUGUAUUCUACAUUGAAGUGCCAAAAGUCGUGGGAUAGCAGUAUGUAAAGGUAAUGGUAGGUGGCGCCACUGUACUUUGAUGUCUUGGAAAUGGCCAGACCUGCAUCAGUUGUAAUGUGAUAUCUCAUGAGUCAGUCUGAAUACUGGCUAGUCUGCUCAUGGCAAGACAACUUGAAUUACCCGAUUUCCAACAGAGCAUGAUAGUGGGUAACCGACAGACAUUGUGCAGACAUUCAGCAUUCCUUAAUCUACAGUGUCACAUGUUUUCCGGUAAUACCUCAUUAUAGGCAUUACUACCCAACAUGACAGCACAGUGGCAGAUCACAGGUGCUUAAUGAUCGUGACCAGCGGCGUCUGGCCAGAAUUGUCUGUGGUAACAGACAGGAGACACUGCUCAAAUCACUUCCACAUUCAAUGCAGGAGGUACCAGAUGCAUAUCCAGUAGGUCAGUGCAGUAUUCUUUAGCUUCCAUGGGAUAUGGGAGCAGAAGGCCCACAGAGCCGCUGUUAACACUACAAGACUGGACACAGCGCCUCAGCUGGGCUUGUGACGUCAGUAAUUGGACCCUGGAGGUCUGGCAACAUGUGGCAUGGUCCGAUGACUUACUAUUUCAGUUGUUUCGGGCUGAUGGUAGGGUUUGGGUGUGUCACAGACCCCAUGACGCCAUGGACCCCAGUUGUCAAUAAGGCACCGCGCAGGCGGGUGGUGGUUCCAAGUUGGUGUGGGGUGUAUUCACAUGACAUGGGUUGUGUCCGCUGGUCCGUCGGAACAGGUAAUUGACCGGUAGCUGAUAUGGUGCAGUGCUUGGUGAACAUUUACAUCCCUUCAUGGACUUCAUGUACCCCCACAACGAUGGAAUAUUCCAGCAGGAUAAUGCACCUCGUCAUCACUCCCAAGUUGUCCAGAAUUGGUUUUAUGAGUAUUUUGGAAAAUAUAGAUGAAUAGUGUGGUCACCACAUUCACCUGACAUAAACCCAAUUGAGCAUUUAUGGGUUAUGGUGGAGAGGUCCAUUUGCACCCAAGAUCCUGGACCUAUAAAUAUCAGGGAGCUGUGGGAAGCUAUCCAGAUGGCAUGAGGCAACACCUCUCCAGAGGUCGUCUGUUCACUUGUGGAAUCGAUGCCACGUCUAGUAAUGCACUGCGCCAGACAAGAGAGGUCCUACACAAUACUAGGCACCUCUCCUAUGACUUUUGGCACUUCAGUGCAUACUAAGGCUUAAGUCCCUUUAACCUCUUUUAAAAACAGACCUUCAAAAUGAAUCUAACACUGGAAUGUGAGAAUACAGUAGAUAGAGCACCCAUUAGAGUUGCACAUAUUGGGAACUCGUAAUAAGGAGUUGGGAUGAAUGUGCAAGGGAAGGCCCUCAUGUUGCCAGCUGUCAGAAUCCCGGCGGUCAGGAUACCGACGGCAGAAUCCCUACACCCAGUGAUUCCGACCGCCGCUUAGAUCCCCCACUUGGGUGGUGGUCCACGCCACCACCCGAAGGGGAAUAGAUUAGUGUGGAGACCCCCCUAUUGUACCUAUGCCCCCAUCGUAGCUAUGCCAUUGCCUGUGUAUGACUGCUGACAAAUCAUUUCAUAGGAGAGGCUUUUCGUUUAAUAAACCCCUUACUCAUUUUAUGGAAUUUUGGGUGAAGACCUGCAAAUUGCUUCUUAUACUGUGUGUUCCUUUUUCCAGUAAUGCAUACAGAAUCUCUGUUUAAUAUCACACAGUCAAUCCAAUAUAAAGAGCUAUAUACAAAAUGUGUGUGUCGCAGUUUAGAUCUUGGCAAGAUGUGUAACAAUGUCUUUUUGUCUCAUUAAAAUUAUUGAAGGAUAUUUGCACAUUUAAAUAGUGCUGUAGAGAUUAUUUGCUGAAGGAAUGUGGAAUUAUUUUUUGAAGAACGUUGGCUACAACUGUAUAACAUUGCACAGCAGAACAGUGAUGGGCGUUAAGACUUUUUUAUGCUAAAAAUAGAUCUAUGACCUUGAAAACUACCCCCAUCUGUCCGUAUUAGACUUUGCUCACUCUGUGCACACCUGGGAAUACACAUCCACUGUUAUUGAUUCCUGCGGUUGUUUAAUGCUGAGCCAGUAUACUGUACAUGGUUAUAUCUUUGUGUUACUCUUAGGUAGUGCUGAUGAGAUAUUUUAGUGAUCUUUUCUCUAGAUUUUUAAACUCUUAGGGGUCAGUCCUCUGUAUUAGUCGCAAGUUACACGUGUCCUUGUACAUCUAGCCUUAAUACACCACGUGGCGCAAGAUGCCUGGAGCGAGUGAGUCAACAUUUGCCGUGCAACUCUGCUAGUGUAGUGCUGGCCGCGUUUUUAGCCGAAAAUGCAUCUAAGUCCCAAUGUGUUGCAACUAGGACGCACCAGGAGAUUGUGCUGAUAAAUUUCAUUUUCAGACUUGUAUAUCUGUGUGUGACUGAGUCUGUGCACGUAGCACAACGGACCUUGCUGUUGAAAAAAGUCACGGCUGCUGCAUCAUAGCACUUCAUAUACAGAUGCAGAUUCAGUCGCACACAGAUAUACAAGUGUUGCAUAUAAAAGUAAUCAGAACAGUCUCAUGAUGGGCUGCAUACAGAACUCCAUGGCACGACACUGGUCCGAGAUUUGGGGGUGAGGGCAAAUUGCAGUGCCAUUGUCCAUGUUUCCAUGCCAUUUCAAUGGCAACUCACCCCUAUGCACUUAAUAGGAUUGACCCUGUGAAGUUGCUAUACUGAAUGGCCAUUUGUUUGCCACCUAACAGACCCUUUUAGAACACAAAUACUGGUUCCCUUUUGUCCAUCCAAAUAAUUGCUCUUUAUUGGCCUGUCCUUUGUCAUUUAUUUUAUACCAAAGCUCCUUCCUCCUUCUUCUUCUUCUGGCCCUUGUGCUGUAGUGCUGUCCUGUGGCCAUCUCUCAGCCUGGAGUAGCUGUGUGAUAGGUAUUUUUCCUUAGGAUCAGUUCACUGUCACAAGACUUGUUCUCGAUUACACAGGCCGUUCUCACUACAGGCUGAAACAAUCAGGUGAGGGGCUUAUAGAUAUCCCUUGAUAUUGACCUUUUUUUUGUUGGUCCCUCCCACACUAAAGUAACCAUACUAGUGCGUAGCCAAUGUACUUGCAUACUUGCCUACUUCUAAUUUCUCCUCUCCGGGAAAAGCCUGAAGAGGAGACGCAGCAUGUCACUUCGGGGGGCAGGGCCGGCCUAUUACAUCAAUCAUGGCGUUUAGCCCCGCCCUCUUAAGACCGUCGCUGCAUUUUCAAGGCUUUUAUCCUCAUCCUGCCCGCUUCACUAGAAAGCUGGGGCUCUGGGGGACUACCCUAAAAAUUAGGAGUCUCCCGCAGAUUCCGGGAGGGUAGGCAAGUUUGGUACUAGUGUGUAGCCAUGGUCAGUGUCUGGUGUCUGUGGGGUAUAUUUACUUGGGAGAGAGAGAAAGUGGACAGAGAAAAAAUACCAGCCUGUCAACUCCUAACCGCCAUGUUACAGACACUGGGGGCGGGAUGUACUAAAGGAAAAAUGCAGUAAAACCCCCGAAAACGGGGGUUUUACCGCAUUUUCAAAUUUACUAAGACCCUACCGCCGGUCUUUCGCCGUCCAGGCUAUCGCUAUCUUUGGAUGGCGAUACCCUAUAGAAGCCUAUAGGCUUCUUAUCGCCGAUCGCCGCAACCCUCCUCCCCCUAGCAACGCAGCCGGAGGUCCUUCCGGCUGAAGGGGGAGGAGGAGGCACCGGGGGCAGCCUGCUGCUGCUUCCCGGCAUCCAGGCAGUGUGGAGACCCCUGGGAGGUGACGGAGACCCCCCGCAGACCACCUCACAGGUCUCGCUGGGGGUCUCCAUCACCGCAUUGCGAUAUUGAUCGCAUAUGUUAGUACAUAUGCGAUCAACAUCGCUGCGGUAAGUGGCGAUGUAUCUUAAUACAUCCCGCCCUGGGCAGAUGUAUUAACCUGGAGAAGGCAUAAAGAAGUGAUAAAGCAGUGAUAAGUGCAGGCUUGGACUGGCCCACAGGGGUAGAGGGGAAACCACCGGUGGGCCCCACUGCCUGGGGGCCCACCUCCUGCUCUAAGGAUCAGGUUCCAGACUGAGAACUUGAAUUAUACAUUAUACAUAUGUUACCUUAUACAGGACUAUGGUGUAUUUUCUACAGUGUAUUGCUGUUAUUAAUCUGGUACAUUAUCAUGCAUGCAGCAGCUGAAUUUACUGUAUAUGUUUAUGAAGGGGCCCAGAUGUUGCACUCUCUAAUGGUUAGUCAAACCAAUGAGGUGGCAGGCCACACCCCCUCUGCACACUGACCACACCCCUAAACAUGGGCCCCUACCACUGCAUCCCCCCGGUGGGCCCUACAUGCCCCAGUCCGACACUGGAUAAGUGCAAGGUGAUAACGCUCCAGCCAAUCAGCUCCAAUAUGUAAAUGGACAGUUAGGCGCUGACUGGCGGGUGCGUUUAUCACCUUGCAUUUAUCACUGGUUUAUCACUUCCUUAUGCCCCUGUGUUUGAAAAAAGACAGGAACUGGUUGGCUGGUACUUUCUUUUUCAUCCACUAGGGGUCACUGGAGUACUCUUGGGAUAUGGACGGCCUCCGCAGGAACAGGGCACUGAAUAUUCAAAUUCAGUAACACUCCUCCCCUCCAUACUCCCAGAGUACCUCAGUGUUUUUUCUGUGCUCGUCGGAGCAACAGGGCUGGUGUGGGGGCUGCCACACUUAGUGAAUAUUUUAUUUUUAUUUUUACAACUUAAGACACAUCCCUUCCCAGUUUCUACUAAAAACAUGGGUCCGGGAUAGUGCCGCUGCACGGAGCAGCGCAUGGCGUGUCGGUCCUCACAAAGAGCACCCUCACAGCCACACGCAGCUCACUACCUGCUGCAAGAGCUGGACGGAGCUUACAGAUAGAAGCCCCGUCGCAGCCCUCCCUACAGGAGACAAGGUAUGCUGGGGGGACGGGGCGGUCAGCGCACGCUGCCGCCCCGCUGUGUGGGGUCCGUGUUGUAACCGCCGCCCGCACCCGCCGCUACUCCCGGCCGCCCGCCCCAGCCGCUCCGUCCGCGCUGUCCGGGGCUUAGCGCCCGCCGCAGCACAGCCCCGCCGCCAAGAGCCGCUCCACGCCGCUCCGGCCCGCCGCACUCCGUGCACAACCGCUUCGCCUAGCGCCGCGCCGGCCCGCCGCACUCCGUGCACACCCGCCGGCCACACUUCCACGGCCGCUCUCCUUAUAUCGCGCUCCCCGCCUCCCUGCACUUACUCCGGACCGGUCCGGCUACCCACAGCGCUACACGGAGCACAGGGGGAGGGGGAGAGGUCUGCACACAAGCAGCGCAGCUGCAAGGAGGGAAAAGCAUAGGCUGCAUGGCUGCCUGCCAUAUUACAGAAUACUAUGCUGCAUGGGGUAUAUUAUGCUGCAUGGGUUAUAUUAUGCUGCAUGGGUUAUAUUAAUAGGCUGUUAAGCCUAUAUUAAAGGCAAUGUCAGGUACAGGUUAUAAAGUCAUGUAUUGUACCUGCCCUGUGAUUCUAACUGUAAGCAUGGAAUGUGGGCCUUUUUUAGCAUGUUUCCUGUGUUUUCCUAUGAUUCCAGACCGUUCCUGUACUACAUCUCUACUCCACCGGAGGCGCAGGGGUGUAAGGGGGAAUUUCCUAUCAGGUUUCAUAUAGUACUGGCCACGUGCACUGCACUGCGGCCAUAUAUAUAUAUUUUACACACCUUAGUCACAAUUUUACUGAGUCGUGGAAGUGUCUGUCUUUGUUUAUUGUGUUGUCUGUCUGCAUAAUGAGUACGGCACCAGCAAAGACUAAAAUGAAGUUUUACUGCAAUGUCUGUACAUGAAUCUACCACAUGUUCAGUAUGGUUUGUAGGUUUCCACUCCUGAACCCGGUGUCAUUCCUCUGUUACGUGGCCGCCGCUCGACACGAGCGGCAAGAUCGGAGUCUCGGAUGAGACCGCCAAAUCUAACGGAGGAGUCUCAGCCGUUGCAAAGGUCCAACUUCACUUUGGGUAACUGGUAUUAAUUUAAUUGGUCUUAUAAUUUCACCGUUUCUGCUAUGUUGCAGUCUGACAAUUCUAUGCCAAACCUCACGGCGCUAAAUAAGGGUGAGGAGGGCACAUUAGACCAGCAGUCAGAUAGUGCAGUUUUUGACACAUUGAUAAUGACCAGUGCGUCAGUCUCUGAAGUUUACAGAGACUAAGGAGCCUCUAACAUAUAAUAAGUCGUAUUUACUAAACGACAGAUCUCCAAUGGGGUUCUUAUUUAGGAUAUCUUAAUAAGAUGUUAGUAGAAACGCAAACUAACCGAAUAACCGGUUCUCUACCUUCUACUUACCCGUUUCCACACAGUGACAUCUACAUUGGAGAAUCCGCCAUUGGUGGAUUCGUCUGUGUCAAACCUUAUAAAGACCCUUCAGACGUAAGAUAGAUUUGGGUCACUAAGGCGCUCUUUGUAUGGGAACAAUGACGAUCACGUUAUACUUAUCGUUAAUCAAAUCUGAGAAGCUGCUGAGUAUCUAUGUACAGCUUCGGCUCCCGGCUGUUAGCUCGCUUCUCGCUUUUCAUCGUUGCUCGUUACAGCACGACAAGUACUCUAGCUGCGUUCUUGGCAAGCGGAGUCAGAGGUCAAAAGACCGGUGGCACAGAAGUGGUUUGGUCCUAAAUUGGACAAAUGCAUUUCUCAGGCCAAGGCGGGGGGGGGGGAAAGUCUAGUUUCCUGCCAUUGCCUCCACCGGUACCAAGACGGUAAUACUCUGGUCCGGCGUUCAAAGCCUUUAGACUUCAGUCCUUUCAAGGCUGUGGUAGAGAAACAGCCACGCCUUGUAACGCCAGGGCGCUAAAGUCACCAACAAGCCAGUGGCUUGCGGGCUCCCAGGCCAUCUCGGAUUUCCAAUUGUGGGAGUGCGCCUUCAGACGUUACAUUUGCCGGGAUUCCAGGCAUCCACUGAUGGAUGUAUCCGCAAUUUAGUGUUAAAAGAAAGCUGUAUCCCGCCACUGCGAGGCCUGCCUCUGUCGGACGACAAGAAGGCGUUUUGGCAGAUUGCCAUUCAGUCUCUGCUGCAUUCAGCAGUUUUUAAUUCCAGCCCUGGUACAGCAACAAGGUCAGGGUUAUUAUUCCCGUCUGUUUGUGGUACCGAAGCCGGAGGGCUCCGUCACAGUCUCAAUCAGUAAGUCACUUACUACUAAUUGAAGAUGGAAUUUCUGCGGUCAGUAAUUGCAGAUUUGUAGCCACAAGAUUGCAUGAUUGCGCUUGAUCUCAAGGAUGCGUACUUACACGUUCCGAUUUGGUCACCUCAUCAGAGGUUCUUGCGUUUUUCAAUACGCCUCAACCAUUAACAGGCUCUACCGUUUGGCCUCUCGUCAGCGCCUUGGGUAUUCACCAAAGUGAUGUCUGUGCUGAUAGCCUAUCUCAGAUCCCUGGCAGUGACAAUCGUUCCGUACUUAGACGAUCUGCUCAUAAAAGCUCCGUCUCAACAGAUGCUCCUCCAACUUGCGCUGCUAACGUACACCACAGUUGGAGUGUCAACUUCAAGAAAUCGCAUCUAAUUCCGUCUCAACGACUUCAAAUCCUAGGUUCUCGAUACGGUAAAUCAAGACUUUACCUACUACAUCAGAAAGUACAGAUUAUUCGCCAUCUGGUACAAUUAGUGCUCAAGCCACGCACACUCUCGGUACAUUUGUGUAUUCGCCUAUUAGGAACAAUGGUGGUGGCUUUCGAAGCGCUUCAGUUCGGAAGAUUUCACUCGCGUCCAUUUCAACAGCAUGUGCUCGCACAGUGGUCGGCCUCGCAUCUGCAGAUUCCCCACAGGGUGAGGUUGUCGCCAAGGGCGAGGGUGUCUCUACUCUGGGGCUCAAGGUACACAAUUUAACCGCAGGCGGCAGCUGGAAUUGAAUAAUUCUAACGGCGAACGUGAAUCUCAGAGGUUGGGGAGCUGUUGUUCAACGACAGGGUCUCUGGGCGGAUCACGACAGAUUGCUGUCUAUAAAGGUCCUGGAACUCUGCGCAAUUUACAAUGCACUACGAGUACACAUGCUUCCCUCUCAGACUGUCCAAGUGCAGUCAGACAACGCAUACAUCAACAACAAGGAGGAACGAGAAGCCGCAUGGCAAUGCGGGAAGUAGCUCGAAUCCUCAAUUGGCCAGAAUACCACCAGGUGAUAUUGUCGGCAGGGUUCAUUCCGGGAGUGGACAACUGGGAGGCGGAUUAUCUCAGCCGUCGGGAUUUUCAUCCAGGAGAAUGGGCAUUAAAUCCGGAGGUGUUUCAAAUGUUGGUCCACAGGUGGGGUUACCCUCAGGUGGACCUGAUGGCAUCUCGCCACAAUAACCAAACGCCCCAGUAUGUGUCCAGAACGAGAGAUCCAAGGGCAGUGCAGUGGCGGUGGAUGCUCUCACAAUGCGUGGCCAUACAGCCUCGUGUGUCUGGUUCCACCGUUUCCGCUGCUCUCUCGGUUGCUAAAACGGCUCAAAAGAGAGUCCGUCACAGUCAUACUAGUGGUGCCUCAUUGGUCUCGGAGAGCUUGGUUCUCGGAUCUCCGCGGACUAUUCUUGGCCGCUCCUACUACGUCCAGACCUGUUCCAACAGGGUCCGUUCUUUUACCCCAAUUUAGCGCGGCUGCGUUUGACGGGGUGGCUGUUGAGACCGCCCUCUUAAGAAGAGAGGGCAUUACAGUAUCGGUUAUACCAACCAUGUUACGAGCUAGGAAGCCGGUUACGGCAGCUCAUUAUUACAGAAUUUGGCGUGCCUAUAUAGGUUGGUGUGAAGCUCGGAAGUUUCCGACAUCAUCUUUCAAGUUAUCCCGUCUUUUGUUAUUAGUUAGGGUUAGAUGGAGUUAGAUGGAGGACUGCGUUUAUCUACACUGACGGUGCAGGUAUCUGCGUUGUCAAUUUAUUUUCAAAGACGAUUGGCUCUUUUGCCGUCGGUACACACCUUUCUACAAGGUGUCCUAAGAGUACAGCCUCCAUUCAUUCCACCUACAGCGCCAUGGGACUUGAAUCUGGUUUUAGAUUUCUUACAGUCUUCAUAUUUUGAACCCUUACAGCAAGUGGAUAUAAAGUUUCUCACUUGGAAAACAAUUUUUCUUCUAGCCUUAGCUUCGGCAAGGCGUGUUUCAGAUUUGGGUUCCUUGUCAUGCAAGCCACCGUAUUUGGUGUUUCAUGAUGACGGAGCGGAACUUCGGACGAAUCCCGCUUUCUUACCAAAGGUAGUGUUAUCUUUUCACAUCAAUCAACCAAUAGUAGUUCCUGUGUUAACAGCACAUUCUGGAACUCUGGAUGUGGUACGCGCAUUACGCGUUUAUGUAUCCCGAACGUCUACAGCCUGACACGUUGUUUGUUCUCUAUGAUGCUGCCAAGAUGGGUUGGCCAGCUUCUAAGCAGACCUUAUCCAGAUGGAUAACACUGACUAUACGUCAGGCUUACCUUAAUGCUAGGUUACAGCCGCAUACAUCAGUAACAGCUCUUUCCAUGCGUUCUGUGGGAACUUCAUGGGCAGCUGGUCGUGGAGCUUCUACGACGCAGUUUUGCCGUGCGGCUACAUGGUCUUCAGUGCACACGUUUGUGCGCUUUUACAAGUUUGAUACGUUUUGCGGCAUCAGCAUCUAGCUUUGGCCGCCUGGUGUUACAGGUGUCAAACAGCUCUCCCGCCCACGGGGGAAGCUUUGGUACGUCCCAAGAGUACUCCAGUGACCCCUAGUGGAUGAAAAAGAAAAUAGGAUUUUGGUACUUACCAGGUAAAUCCUUUUCUUUGAAUCCAUAGGGGGCACUGGACGCCCACCCAGAGCAGUUUUACCUGGCUUGUAGUAAGUUCAGGGGAUCUUAUGGUAACACAUUUCCACCGACUGGUUCAAAUUUUCUAGUUCUAUCGGUUAUGGUGUCAACUGUUUCGUUGUCCGUUACGUUAUGUGUCAACUUUAUGGUUGUCCGUUAUGUUAUAGGUAAUUCUCCAUUGUCAACCUCUCUAUCGCUCCUGCUCGGCUCAGUAAAAAACACUGAGGUACUCUGGGAGUAUGGAGGGGAGGAGUGUUACUGAAUUUGAAUAUUCAGUGCCCUGUUCCUGCGGAGGCCGUCCAUAUCCCAAGAGUACUCCAGUGCCCCCUAUGGAUUCAAAGAAAAGGAUUUACCUGGUAAGUACCAAAAUCCUAUUUUUUCCCUCUCCACUUUAUCUCUUUGCAAGGCUUAGUACAUAGACGCCAGUUAUUUCCUGCCACACUUGCAGUGACAUAGCUUUCCUACAGUAUACCCUCGUUUGUGACAGCUGACAAAACAUGUCACACAGGAGUGCUUGUUUUUCAUGAAGAAGACAGGUAGCCAUUUUCUGUAGCAGGCUUUGGGUCUCCUUCCCGCUUUGCAUUACACUUACUAACAAACAUGUUUCUGGGAGACUGCUCAGGAGUAAGAGACUCUUCCCCUUGAACUUCCCAUUAAUGCAUAGUAGCCUUAGCCUAACUGUAGGUCAUUAUUUACAGUCGGGGAUCCCCAAGCUUUAUUCUACCCAAUAAAACUUUUUUUUAUAUACUUCACAUUCUCUAUUCGGUUUCUGCUAUUGUUUUACUUUUAAUGUCCAAAUGUGUAAUUAAAUAUUUAAGAAUAUUUAUACAAAUUGACAAAUUAUGGCUCUAGGCUUAUUGCCACUUGUGUUCUAGAUCGGUCUACAGGUCUCUUUCACAUUUUAUUUCCAACUAAUGAUCUGCUUUUCUAGAGGCGUUCAUAAUUACUAAAGAAUCCCAUUAUUCCCCAUCCCGCUGUUGUGUCAUUCACUCAUUUCUCUCAAUUUGAUUGUCUUCUUCAACCUCUUCUUGCCUUAUACUUUUAGCAGCCAUGUAACAGUGUGCGUCAUUGGGAGUCUAAUCUGUAUCCAAUUAUUAUCAGAAAGUAGAAGAUACUCUGAAGUAAUUUUCUAUGUUUACAAGUGUCAGAAGUCAGUCGCUAGCAAUCACUUGGAUCAACUGGAUAAAAAUGUUUAAUCAGUUAUGCUAGUUUUAAGUAACCUAAUUAUUUGGCCCAGGGUUUGCUUGUGUCGUACCCACUAUAAGGAGUCAGGCCACAGUGUAAUAGGGUGUGCACGCCGUGUUUUACUUUAAAGGGUAUUGCCGUUUUAUGUCUCCUUAUGCAAGCCGCCAUUUAGUAAAUUUACUCCUCAGUUUCUUUAUUCUUAUCUGUGAAUUCUAUUUCUUCCUUGUGUUCAACACUUUCUGAGGGAUGCGGUUACUUUACCGGCGCCUGGAAUCCUGGCGGUCAGCAUACUGAUGCCGGGAUCCCGGACACUCGCAGUGCCGUCAGCCGUAAUCCCGGCUAACAGGGGCUUUUCCCACUCGUGGGUCUCCACGACCCCUCAAAGGGCUUCCUUGCGCUUGACCCCCUGCCGGCAUUCUAGCGACCGGGAUCCUGGCCGCCAGCAAAGGAUAUCCAACACCUUUCUCAUACGUAUAACUCAUGAACACCAUUGUUCUGCAUCUAACCCCAACAAGCAUGAGCCACUAUGAUUCUAUGUGCAGGUCCGCGGCCAUUUUCUCUGAAUGAAAAUGGGACUUAGUGACCUUUACUUUUUACUUUGAAUGUACAUUUUCAUUAUUCUGAAUACAUUUUUAAUAUGUAUUUUUUGUGAUGCUUAUGUAUUAUUUAAUUGCAAUGCAGUGAAACUGUAUGAAGUAAUAACAAUAAACGUUUAAAGAUCAUUUAUGCCCCAAAACCAUUUUGGUUAAAGGUCAGUAACAAGAAUUUAAGAGCAUUAAAUGCUUCUGCACUAUUACUUACUGUAUUCAUUGUUUAUCACAGAACGAGGAAAAAGUUUGGUGUGGUUGCAAGAAACGUAUUUAGUAAAGAGAAUGUAUUGCAAUUUGCAUGGAGUAAUGCACUUGCGUGCUAAGCUUACAGUAUAACAGCUAGCAACAUCUCUCAGAGCACAAGAAGAAAGAAUAAAAAUUAAUUUGGCACAUAUACUGUACAUAGUGGAGGCGGACAUUUUGUCGACAAUUAUAGUAGUCAUGAGAUAGCAGACAAUGGGCCGGAUGUAAUGACGCCCAAGUUCGGUGCCCGUGCGGGAUGUCGGCCGAACUCUGGCGGUCUUUUGAAGGAGAAAUCACAAGUCCGAGUUUGGCCGGCGUCCCUCACGGCCCCGGGCGUCAAUACAUCUGGCCCUAUGGGCGGUAUUCAAUUACCCAUGAAGAAACACCAGGAGUGGAAAACAGACUUUUUUCCUGAUUUUUCCCAAUGUUUCUUCGAUAUUUUUUUUCGGGCUAUCCAAUCAGGUCACCCCCCCCCCCCCCCAAAAAAAAAAAAUCUCCUGAAAACACAGGUUCAGUGAAACCUGUGUGCUUUCGGUAGAAACAGGCCCAUUUUUCAGACAACAACAGGUCUGUUUUGGGGGAUUUUGCUUCGCCUGUCUGAGGCAGGUGAAAUAAAAUCCUCAAUAAGCCACGGCUCUCGCUGGUUUAUCGGGGCUAAUUGAGUAGCCCCUGUCGACACAAUUACCCAUGAUUAAUGAUGGCGGGUAAUUGAAUACUGGCCUCUCAGUUCAAUAGGAGCCAGUGAUAUCACCAAAGCACUGCUCAACCAAAUAUCCACGAUCCACUGGUUCCAAUCCUAGUGAAUUAAUAGGCUCUAUUGUCAUGAAUAUUAGGUUCAGCCAAUAAAAUAGCUAUUUUAGGGGACAGGUGAAUUUAGGGUGGAGACAAUACAGCGUGAUAACUGUCUUUAGUUAGAAGAUAUUGCAUGUACAGUAUUUGCAGUAAGGACUUGCAACUCUAUUGAUUAAAAUACCAGUGAAUCGCUUUACUGUUGUCCACAGUUUCCCCAGCAGCUGUCAUGUACAUUACCACUAUUGGUUCGGCAGUUUCCCCUGUGAAUUCUGUGUAAUUAUACUGAAUUGCACUAAUGUAUGUUCUCCACGUUGUAAGCUGACAGUUGUGUCAUCUUAUUCCGCAAGUAUAGCUAAUUCCUGUGAUCUGUCCAUACUGUGGAUCCUGAGGGUUUGUUCACACGUCCACUGAAGGCCCAUACACACGGUGAGAUUCGGGCUAUCCCCGAUUCUCACUAUGCGACAGGGGCUAGAUCGGUAUCGCAAGCACAUGAGUGUGCUUGCGAUACUGACUAUGGCCCUCAUUCCGAGUUGAUCGCUAGCUGCUUUCGUUCGCAGCGCAGCGAUCAGGCCAAACAACGGCAAUUCUGCGCAUGCGUAUGGGGCGCACUGCGCACGGGCGUCGUACUUUCACAAAAGCUGUUGCAGUUUUACACAAGCUCUAGCGACGCUUUUCAGUCGCACUGCUGGCCACAGAGUGAUUGACAGGAAGUGGGUGUUUCUGGGAGGUAACUGACCGUUUUCGGGGAGUGUGUGUAAAAACGCAGGCAUGCCAGAUAAAAACGUAGGAGUGGCUGGGAAAACGUAGGCGUGGCUGGCCGAACGCAGGGCGUGUUCGUGACGUCAAAACAGAAACUAAAUAGUCUGAAGUGAUCGCAAGCUAGGAGUAGGUCUCGAGCUACUCAGAAACUGCACAAUCUUUUUUUGAUGCAGCGCUGCGAUCCUUUCGUUCGCACUUCUGCUAAGCUAAGAUACACUCCCAGAGGGCGGCGGCUUAGCGUUUGCACGGCUGUUAAAAGCAGCUAGCGAGCGAACAACUCGGAAUGAGGGCCUAUGUGCGAUUUUGGCUAAAUGUCAAUUUUGACUAUCUUUUAUACUAGAUAGUCAAAAUUGACUUGCCUGCACAGUCUAUCUAUUCUUGCGAUGCCGACCGCGCAUCGGGAUCGCAAGGUGACUUUCACCUUGCGAUCUGCACUAACUUUUCUUACGAUUUUGACUAUAUAGUCAAAAUCCUAAGAAAAUAUCUCACCGUGUGUACACAUCAUUAGAAGUUUUUUCUUUUGUACCUUUUUAAUGAUCAUUUAAGAGGCCUGUGAAAGAAAAUGUGCAGCCUGCAUUAUAAAUGCAACAUUUCUUUUGCCGGCUAAAGCAAGUGCCAUUGUAUUAGACGCGUAGGCUGGAACAGGUCCCAUUGUAACACAUUAGUUUCAUCUUUUAUGCGGUUUUCAUCCACAUGAGUAGACUAUUGGGGACUAUCACUAAUAUAGAAGGGCUCCUGUACAUAAAUCCCUAUAUCCACAUAAUUCUGAUAAGUGCUUCUCACCUCUGAGUCCCCCCGGCAUGUUUAUUUUGUAUAUAUCGUGAAAGACUGAAAGCAGCCAGGAUGCAAUGGGGUUGUGUUCAUAUAAAACUUCCAAGACUGUUAUAUGCAUAAAACGGGUUGUUCUCUGAAUUGUUAUCCAGCACCUGAGGAAUUCUGUGUCACCGGUUCUAAGAGGUAAUACCAGAGUCUCUGCUGAGCAAAGUUCUACCUUUGCCCACUGUUGUGCCUUAGAGUAAUAAGCCUGUUAGUGCUUACUGUAUAUUUUCUUGAGAUAGUAUUUACAAACUGGAUGGUCCUGAAAGGCACAGGUUUCACUUCUACUAUGAGAAGAGACCCAGUGAUAAUGUAGCAAUGCAUUAACCACUUCACCCCUGAAUCUGACUUCCAUAUUAUGUAAUGUGAAGCUAAUUCAUCCUCUGCAAAUUUGAGAAUAACAACAUUCUUUGGCUCCAGGGGGAUCUGGUUAAUCCUGUGUGACCCCAGGACUUCCGGUGCUUGUGUAUAUUUUUCCUCUGUAUAAUGUGACUGUAUAUUAUGUUUCAUUCACACUGUCCUAUUUUUGAUAUUUGUAACUGGUACAGUUUUUAAUAAAAAUAUUAUAAAUAAAA